Molecule: messenger RNA, 512 nt
Organism: Ectocarpus sp. CCAP 1310/34
Lineage: Eukaryota; Phaeophyceae; Ectocarpales; Ectocarpaceae
Source: the annotation of a GenBank genome assembly
UCGUUUGGAACAUUUGGGCCGAGAGUCCAACAAUAGUUGGGCAUAUAUUUCGUUUGGGAAUCGGGCACGGAUGUUGCCGACGGAUUGUUCGUUUUUGAUCCAAUACACCGAAAUCGCGGGGGUCACACCGCAUCCAUCCCGAGUGGCACCCGAGCGUGGCGUGUGUGUCCACGAGCUUUCCAGCACCCAGCACAGACUGGAAAGGGUGCGCGAUGGAGCACGCGAGUGCGGCCAACGACAGCGGCAGCGACGACGAACGGCAUGCCCACCUUCUUGUUCUUCUUGCAGCAGCAAAACGGGGACGUCGCGAGUGGCAACGCGCUGUGCUUACCGUGGCGACCUGGCGAGUUGUCCUGCGGUCCUUCCCAGAUGGCGACGAGUUGGAGGACGAAGGCCUCGGUGGCCCCCCGGUGAAGCGUACCCGCCGAGUUCUUCCACGGCCAGACUACCGUGACUCGUUUUGGUGGCGCAUGCUGGGCGAGACGAGCCUCAAGGAACCAGCGUCAAGAUAG